Molecule: messenger RNA, 2809 nt
Organism: Hippocampus zosterae (dwarf seahorse)
Lineage: Eukaryota; Metazoa; Chordata; Actinopteri; Syngnathiformes; Syngnathidae
Product: cannabinoid receptor type 1B-like
Exons: 2
Coding region: 577-1941 (454 amino acids)
Biological process (GO): G protein-coupled receptor signaling pathway
Cellular component (GO): membrane
Molecular function (GO): cannabinoid receptor activity
Source: RefSeq, a predicted model, not a curated record
UUUUCUGAGUCCAAAAAAAGCAACAAAAUUUGGAGGCAUGCGGUUCUGUACACAACUACAAAAUUGGUUUUCAAGUUAAAGAAAAUUGGAGAUCCCAAACUGGAAAUGCUUUUCUGUGAAAAGCCACAAUAAGCUAUCAUAAAGUCACAAUUUUAAUAACGGCAGAAUCAAUUGAUAGAGAAGAUAACAUGAAGACUAGGCCGUCACUAUUUUUGCUAAUCCCACUAAUUGUUCGUGUAUGUGUAAAUGCGGUUGCCUCCCUCUUCAUUUAUUAAUAACGAGGAGCUGAGACGCGGUGCGCGCGCAUUCACCUCACGUGCGUGUGACAUCACGUGACCAAAGAUAAAAAAAUAAAAGAGACACCCACGCACUCCCCACCCGCUGCCUGCUUUUACUCUUACCGACCGUCCUCAUCUUCGUCAACAUGCGAUAAAACAGCAGGCAAGUGAUCACAAAACACUUUCUAACACGGCAAGUCCCUUUUGAAUUGACUUAUUUUGGGGGCUGUCAACAAAAAUGGACAAGCGCCAGGUCAAGACUUUCUGCACACCAUCCCACUGAACCUCUCUAGCAGCCAUGAAGCUGCAUGGACUGUCUGGGGCCACAAUGAGUGCGCUGACCACAAUCGUGCCAUACCUGGGCUCCAACGACGCCAUCUAUGACGACGGUCCCGCCAAGCCUGGAUUCCACUCAGAAAAAAUGCACUCUGCAUCCAUUAGUGUCACAAACAAGGUCAUUUACAGCACAGAUGCGACCAUUUUCCCCACUAACAUGUCAGACAUUCUGUUGAGUAAUGACACUGAUGGGAUGGCGGCGCAGUGCGGGGAGAACUUUGUGGACAACUUGGAGUGCUUUAUGAUCCUGACUCCUGGCCAGCAACUGGCCAUCGCUAUCUUGGCCCUCACUUUGGGUUUGUUUACAGUGCUGGAGAACCUGAUGGUGCUGUGCGUCAUUCUACAUUCGCAGAUGCUACGAUCCCGACCGUCCUACCACUUCAUAGGAAGCUUGGCUGUGGCGGACCUCAUCGGCAGCAUCAUUUUCGUCUAUAGUUUCUUGGACUUCCAUGUCCUGCACAGGAAGGACAGCCCCGAGGUUUUCCUCUUCAAGCUGGCCGGCGUCAUUGCCUCUUUCACCGCCUCUGUGGGCAGCCUCUUCCUCACCGCCAUCGACCGCUACAUCUCCAUCCACAGGCCCAUGGCGUACAAGCGCAUCGUGACCAAGACCAAAGCAGUAGCGGCCUUCAGUCUCAUGUGGGGCGUGUCCAUAGUGUUUGCGCUGCUGCCCCUGCUGGGCUGGAACUGCAAGCGCCUCAACUCGGUCUGUUCAAACAUUUUCCCCCUCAUCGACCGGAAGUAUCUGAUGUUCUGGAUCGGAAUGACCAGCGUCCUGCUGCUCUUCAUCAUCUACGCCUACAUGUUCAUCUUGUGGAAGUCGCACCACCAUGCUGUGCGCAUGCUAAGCCGCACAUCCCAGAGGAGCAUCGUUGUCUACACAGCGGAGGGCACCAAGGUUCAGACGGCGAGGCCCGAGCAGGCCCGCAUGGACCUCCGCCUGGCCAAGACCCUCGUGCUCAUCUUGGUGGCCCUCAUCCUCUGCUGGGGGCCGCUCUUAGCCAUCAUGGUUUACGAUCUCUUGGGAAAAGUGGAUGACUUCAUCAAGACCGUAUUCGCUUUCUGCAGCAUGCUGUGCCUGUUCAACUCUACCGUCAACCCCAUCAUCUACGCCAUGAGGAGCAAAGACCUGCGCAGAGCUUUCGGCAACAUCUACCGCCUGUGCCGGGGAAGCGAGCAACCUCUGGAUAACAGCGGGGAGAGCGAUUGGAACAGCAGGAGCGUCAGGACCAAAGAUAGCGGAGGCAGUGGGGCGAACAGCCGAGUGAAAGUGGCCCAAGUUUCUAUUUCUGGAGUGACGGAUACAACUUCAGGUGCAGAUUCAGUGUGAGGGCCUUCUGAUUGUGAAGUCGGAAGCCGUUCACACUGAAGUGUGCCAUGAAUAUUGUGUAGGAUGGACUGCACCUCCUUGUGCACUUGAUUUUGACUGAAGCGUGCCAAAGAGUGACUUGUGAUUCCAACAUAUUCACUGUAAGUUUGCUCGGAUGAUGAGCUCUGGAGCUGUUGUUUUAGGCCCAGCAAGCAUUAAUUAGUAAGAUUUUUGUAAAAUUUCUUGCAUUAAUUUCGCCACUUCUCCUGUAAAAUUUAUUGCAUUAAUUCUAUCCCGUUAGGUUGCUUCGGUGUUCCUUAUGAAUAAUGAAAUGUGCUUUGUCGUAUAGCUUUCAUUCUUAACCAUUUUAGGAGUGACCACAUUUAUUGCUGUUGCAUAUCACAGGUGUGGGAAACUAUUUUGCAACCAUGCACACAUUUUCUACCACACUUACCCUGUCGUGGAGAGACAGAAACUAUCCCAGCUAGCAUCAGGCAAAAGUCUAAUGCUUACAUUAUUUAUUUAUUUAUCUAUUUAUUUAUUUAUUUAUUAUGAACAUUAGUGGGUUAAACGUUUUUGUUUUUAGAAUUGUAUGGCAUACAGGAUCAAUGCUGUCCCCACCACAUCAUAACAGCAAUGGCAAUAGUGUGGCCUUGGACAGCCCCUCCAAAAUAUUCAAUGAAAAAACGCAUUUCUAAACUACUAGAUAGAAGGUAGCAGCUGUGACAUUAAAGCAGCCGUGGGUGGUUAUGUAAGAUGUUGUAAUGUUUGGCUUUUCACCACGCUGUUGUUUACUGUAGAAUUCUGGUGUGUGUUCUAAGAAGCAAAAACUGAAACAUGUCUGGCUUUUUUGAGAGCAGAAAAUAGUUGUAGCUCUGUCAGGGAUGUU